AUGCCGAAGGACAAGUCGAAGAAGUCGAAGAAGGAGGCGAACGGCGACGGCGGCGACGCCGCCGGCGACGCCAUCGCGCCGAGCAGCGUGACGCCCAAGCUCGACACGUCGAAGUGGCCCCUGCUGCUCAAGGACUACGACAAGCUGAACGUGCGCACGGCGCACUACACGCCCAUCCCGUCCGGCUGCUCGCCGCUGAAGCGGCCGCUCGCCGAGUACCUGCGCUACGGGUGCAUCAACCUCGACAAGCCGGCGAACCCGAGCAGCCACGAGGUCGUGGCGUGGAUCAAGCGCAUCCUGCGCGUGGAGAAGACGGGCCACAGCGGCACGCUCGACCCCAAGGUCACGGGCUGCCUCAUCGUCUGCGUCGACCGCGCGACGCGCCUCGUCAAGAGCCAGCAGUCCGCGGGCAAGGAGUACGUCGCCGUGCUCCGGCUCCACGGGCCCUGCGACAAGGCCAAGCUCAAGCGCGCCGUCGAGACGCUCACGGGCGCCCUCUUCCAGCGGCCGCCGCUCAUCUCCGCGGUGAAGCGCCAGCUCCGCAUCCGCACCGUCUACGCGUCGAGCCUGCUCGAAUACGACGCGGAGCGCCACCUCGCCGUCUUCCACGUCAAGUGCGAGGCGGGCACCUACAUCCGCACGCUCUGCGUCCACCUCGGCCUGCUCGUGGGCGUCGGCGGCCACAUGCAGGAGCUCCGGCGCGUCCGGUCCGGCGCGCUCGACGAGAACGCGCACCUCGUGACGAUGCACGACGUGCUCGACGCGCAGCACCACUACGACGCGACGAAGGACGAGUCCUACCUGCGCCGCGUCGUCAUGCCCCUCGAGGUCCUCCUCACGUCCUUCAAGCGCCUCGUCGUGAAGGACAGCGCCGUCAACGCGAUCUGCUACGGCGCCAAGCUCAUGAUGCCGGGCCUGCUGCGCUUCGCCGACGACGUCGACGUCAACGAGGAGGUCGUGCUCAUGACGACCAAGGGCGAGGCCAUCGCCGUGGGCAUCGCCAUGAUGACGACGUCCGUCAUGGCCGACUGCGACCACGGCGCCGUCGCGCGCAUCAAGCGCGUCAUCAUGGAGCGCGACACGUACCCGCGCAAGUGGGGCCUCGGGCCCAUGGCGACGAAG
Molecule: messenger RNA, 1122 nt
Organism: Aureococcus anophagefferens
Lineage: Eukaryota; Pelagophyceae; Pelagomonadales; Pelagomonadaceae
Exons: 2
Biological process (GO): rRNA pseudouridine synthesis; mRNA pseudouridine synthesis; snRNA pseudouridine synthesis
Cellular component (GO): box H/ACA snoRNP complex
Molecular function (GO): RNA binding; pseudouridine synthase activity
Source: RefSeq, a predicted model, not a curated record